Talpa occidentalis (Iberian mole) is the source of this 3649-nucleotide messenger RNA. It is a transcript of the gene ADD1, whose product is annotated as adducin 1. Bases 93 to 2456 code for a protein of 787 amino acids. The record is from RefSeq and is a predicted model, not a curated record. Gene Ontology annotation, cellular component: focal adhesion; adherens junction; postsynaptic density. Gene Ontology annotation, molecular function: actin filament binding. The transcript is spliced from 16 exons. Gene Ontology annotation, biological process: positive regulation of adherens junction organization; positive regulation of establishment of endothelial barrier; barbed-end actin filament capping. NCBI's taxonomy places the organism in Eukaryota, Metazoa, Chordata, Mammalia, Eulipotyphla, Talpidae.
GCGAGCCGAGCCCACCCGAGCGACGGGCGGCCGAGCAGACCCGGGAGCCGCGGCCCGACCUUCUCCCGCGAGGAACCUCGCAAGAUCGCGCAAUGAAUGGUGAUACUCGGGCUGCCGUGGUGACCUCACCACCCCCGACCACGGCGCCUCACAAAGAGAGAUACUUCGACAGGGUGGAUGAGAACAAUCCAGAAUACUUGCGAGAGAGGAACAUGGCACCAGACCUUCGCCAGGACUUCAAUAUGAUGGAGCAAAAAAAGAGAGUGUCCAUGAUUCUGCAGAGCCCCGCUUUCUGUGAAGAAUUGGAAUCCAUGAUCCAGGAGCAGUUUAAGAAGGGGAAGAACCCCACAGGCCUGUUGGCACUGCAGCAGAUUGCGGAUUUUAUGACCACGAACGUCCCGAAUGUCUACCCAGCAGCUCCGCAGGGAGGGAUGGCCGCCUUGAACAUGAGCCUUGGCAUGGUGACGCCUGUGAACGACCUGAGAGGGUCCGACUCCAUCGCCUACGACAAAGGGGAGAAGCUGCUGCGCUGCAAGCUGGCGGCAUUUUACCGGCUGGCUGACCUCUUUGGGUGGGCUCAGCUCAUCUACAACCACAUCACAACCAGAGUGAGCUCCGAGCAGGAGCACUUCCUCAUUGUGCCUUUUGGGCUUCUCUACAGUGAAGUGACUGCGUCCAGCCUGAUCAAAGUCAACUUGCAAGGCGAUGUGGUGGACCGGGGCAGCACCAACCUCGGCGUCAACCAGGCUGGCUUCACGCUGCAUUCCGCCAUCUACGCUGCGCGGCCGGACGUGAAGUGCGUGGUGCACAUUCACACGCCCGCUGGGGCCGCGGUCUCGGCCAUGAGGUGCGGCCUCUUACCCCUGUCCCCAGAGGCCCUGUCCCUUGGAGAAGUGACUUACCACGACUAUCACGGCAUUCUGGUCGAUGAGGAAGAGAAAGUUUUAAUUCAGAAAAAUUUGGGCCCUAGAAGCAAGGUCCUCAUUCUCCGCAACCACGGGCUCGUGUCCGUCGGCGGGAGCGUGGAGGAGGCCUUCUACCACAUCCACAACCUCGUGGUUGCCUGCGAGAUCCAGGUCCGGACUCUGGCCAGCUCGGGAGGACCGGACAACUUGGUCCUGCUGGACCCUGAAAAGUACAAAGCGAAGGCCCGCUCCCCAGGCUCCCCAGUGGCGGGGGGCAGCGGCGCGCCUCCCAAGUGGCAGGUUGGCGAGCAAGAGUUUGAAGCCCUCAUGAGGAUGCUCGACAAUCUGGGUUACAGAACCGGCUACCCUUACCGCUACCCUGCUCUGAGAGAGAGGUGUAAAAAGUACAGCGACGUGGAGGUCCCUGCUAGCGUCACAGGUUACUCCUUUGCUAGUGACGGGGACUCGGGCGCUGGCUCCCCUCUCAGACACAGUUUUCAGAAGCAGCAGCGAGAGAAGACAAGAUGGCUGAACUCUGGCCGGGGUGACGAUGCUUCAGAGGAAGGGCAGAAUGGAAGCAGUCCCAAGGCGAAGACUAAGGUGUGGACGAACAUUACACACGAUCACGUGAAACCCUUGCUGCAGUCUCUCUCGUCCGGUGUCUGCGUGCCAAGCUGUAUUACCAACUGCUUGUGGACUAAAGAGGAGGGACAUAGAACUUCCACCUCUGCUGUCCCUAACCUGUUUGUUCCAUUGAACACUAACCCCAAAGAGGUCCAGGAGAUGAGGAACAAGAUCCGGGAGCAGAACUUACAGGACAUCAAGACGGCGGGCCCCCAGUCGCAGGUUCUGUGCGGCGUCGUGAUGGACAGGAGCCUCGUCCAGGAUGCGCCCCUCUCUGACUGUACGGAGACAAUCGAAGGGCUCGAGCUCACAGGGCAGACCUUUAGCCCCGCUAGAUCUCUGUCUUGUAGAAAGGGGGAGCUGGUCACGGCCUCAAAGGCCAUCAUCGAGAAGGAGUACCAGCCCCACGUCAUCGUGAGCACCACAGGCCCCAAUCCCUUCAACACGCUCACCGACCGGGAGCUGGAGGAGUACCGUAGGGAGGUGGCGCGCAAGCAGAGGGGCCCUGAAGAGAACCCGGAUGAGCCUGAAGAACAGAAAGAAAAGAGCCCUCCAGAGCACCCGAUGGCCCCCCACACUCCCCCCAGCACCCCGGUGAAGCCUGAGGAAGACCUGCCGCCGGAGCCAACUUCGGGAGACGACAGCGACGCGGCCACCUUCAAGCCAACUCUCCCCGACCUGUCCCCUGACGAGCCCGUGGACGCAGCGGGCCUCCCGGCCUCGGAGCCGCAAGGGCCCACCCUGGUCGCCGGCCCCGAGCCGGCCCCAGCCCCGGCGGCGGAAGAGGCUGCCUCCCCCGCUGCCGAGGAGGGGGCCCCCGCGGACCCGGGCAGCGACGGGUCCCCCGGCAAGUCCCCGUCCAAGAAGAAGAAGAAGUUCCGCACCCCCUCCUUCCUGAAGAAGACCAAGAAGAGGAGCGACGCCUGAAGGCCCCCCGCCCCGUGUCUCGUCUGUCUCUCGCGCCAUGGAAUGCGACGCCCGCCCGCCCGCCACGUAGCUAGCGCUCCCCUCAGCGUGACCAGCCCUCGGAGACCGGUGCUACCCUCGUGCUCGCGCGGUCCCCACCCCCGCCCCCAGCCCACCGCCAGGAGACGCGCUUUCCCGGCCCCUCCGCGCCCGCUCUGUCCACUUCCCCGCCUCGGUCUUGCCGUCCCGGCGGGCAGGGUGGGCCCCCCCCAGGUCUCAGGGGGCUUCCCGCCGGCGUCCUCCGCUCGGUGACUCUGCUCCUGUACAAACCCUCAGUCCUGUGAGAACUCAAGUGCCCGCCGCCCGCCUGGGGCCCCGUGGGCCCCGACAAGGUGGGAACCCCAGCAGCAAGCGCCCCUGUGCACCCCCAGCUCAACCUAUGCAUGGUCUCGCCAGCCACCCGCCAGAACCAGGCUCAGGGCCGUGUCUCACCCCCUGGGCCCCCAGACUUCAGUGGGGCCCGUCAGGAGGGGACGAGACCUUCCUGCAGCUGCUCAGCAGGCCGGCGGUCCGCCCCGCCUGUGACGGCGACCACGCGCAGGCCCAGGCCGCUCUUCGCUUUGGUUUUCUCCCUAGGGCCCGCUGUGGUCGCAGCAGGGCGUUCUUCUCCUGACUGAGGAAGGUUGUCUUCUCGGCCUUGAUGCCGCCGGGAAGACUCUGGUUUUCAUCAAACGUAGCUCAAGGCAGAGUCAGUCGGUCCCGACAGUCCCCGCGGCCCCUGCCUGGCACCCGCCGUCCCAGGCGCCCCCAGCCCGGUUCGAGGCUUAGUUUAUUUCCCUGGAUGCUUCCCGGGGAUGGAGCCGCCCCAGGAGCCCCUCCAGACAGGCCUGGGAGGGGCAGGGCCAGUGCCAGACCCGGCGUCCCACCAGCCCGGCCCAGGCAGGACCCGAGGCUGGCGCGUGGCCACUGCCCUCGAGCUCCAGGCCCAAGGCUGCGGGCGUGGUCCCCUGGCCAGGCGCCGGCGCCUCCUGCAGCCCCGCCGCCUCCCACCCGCGCAGCUCCUUGAUUUCACUUUUGUAGUUUAUUUUAACUCUUUGUAUCACCACAUGAAGUGUAGCCACACGCACGGGCGCGGGUUGGGAGGACGGGCCGCGUCCUUCACCGUAAUGUGUUUUACUCACAAAUAAAACCUUGAAGCCGUUUCCUCGCCUGAA